Messenger RNA from Trematosphaeria pertusa, 823 nucleotides. RefSeq lists its product as uncharacterized. The coding region runs from base 64 to 717 and encodes 217 amino acids. The transcript has 4 exons. The record is from RefSeq and is a predicted model, not a curated record. Lineage: Eukaryota; Fungi; Ascomycota; Dothideomycetes; Pleosporales; Trematosphaeriaceae.
GAAACAUGCCGCAUCAUCUCACGACAUGACUGCUUCAUCAUCCCCCAUGCAUCUAUCGCGACGAUGGCACUUGCAGGUGCGACAGGGCCCGCCCAUCUGUCUUCAUCCGACCCAUCCCCGCUGCCCCUCCGUCCGGCUCUACAAUCCCACAGCCAGGUUGAUCUGGGUUCUGUGAAUCACACAGGAGACAAUGUCGCCAGUCCUAAUUAUGGUGCACAAGUGGGUGGGCAUAUCGUCGGCCUUGAUCAGAGCCAAAUACAUGUCACGACUUCAAAUGCCCACCAUUACAACCUAGCAGCCGGAACCAUUCUCAACAUCGCUACAGGUGCCGUCGAUGAACGGAUGGUCAUCAUAGAUUGGCUCGGAAGUCUAUCGGGCCUGGACUUCUCCUCUAUGCAUCGAGCGAAUCUAUCCAAGAGGCACCACGGGACCGGCAUGUGGUUCCUAGAGUACGAGAAGUUCAUAGCGUGGUGUGACGGCUCGAUAAGAACUUUAUGGUGCCACGGAAUCCGUAAGCGACCAUCAACCGGUUCGAUGACUAUGCAGCUCACUCAAGAGCAGUUGGCUCGGGGAAAACGAUACUCUCGUCUAUCGUCAUCGAACACCUCGAAGAGACUCAAAGGCCGGCGGCUACCGAUGCUGCCUGCAUAUUCGUCUUCUUCAAUCACCAGGAUAAGGGGGAGCAGGCCCCAUACAAUCUUACCAUUGAGCUCCUAAAGCAACUAGUUUGUCAGCACAUCGAACUAUCUGAUCAAGUACGCCGGCUAUACGCGCAGUGCAAGCCGCGAGCAACACCACCUCGCCGCGAUCAACUCCUAGCCGU